GAGAACAUCCUGGGGCUCCAGUGCCACUUUGACAAGACGAUGCUCUUCGUGGAAACGGCGAGUCAAGACUUGGUGCCAAUCGUGCACGAACUCUUUUUGGCUGAAGUCAGCUGUCAUGCUUUUCGAAGUGACAAGUGGCAGGAUAUGGCCGUGAUUGCCAUUGUCCCACCGGCGAGUGGUCUUGGAAUAAGAGGAACGGCUGUCCUGGGAGCGGAAAGUGCAGGAAGAGAAGGCUGGUUCAUCCUCCUGCAGGGUCUGUCCACUGCUUACGCCGUCAUGGACGUUUUAAGUCUACGAGGGUGCCUUCGCAAUGACUUGGAAGCCUCCUUUAAAAUGGCGGAUGUUGAUCAGAUCAUUGGAGAGGGAGCGUACGCGACUGUUCAUCACAUGCAGGGCCGUGACGGACGUCCGGUGGCGGUGAAGAACAUGAACCACACAACGGACUUUGAAUCCAUUGCCCGUGAGGCCAGUGCGCUCGUAGAGGUCCGUGGGGAGCACAUCGUGGGAUUUCGGGCGCUCUUCUGGCGUCAAGAAGCCGACCAAGUUCGCUUUUCCAUGGUCUUCGAUCUCGCCACUUGUGGCGAUCUGCUCUUCAAGGUCUUGCAGUCUGGUAUAUUACCAGAAGCAGCAGCGAGGUCAAUUUUCGUGGGAAUUCUGCGGGGGCUCAGGCGGAUACAUGAGUGCAGUAUUGUACACCGGGACAUCAAGACCGAGAACAUCCUUCUAAAUCCAGGUGAUACGCCUGUUGUUGCAGACUUUGGGUUGGCGUGUAAAACUUCGGAUGCGCAGCAGAUGUCGCGCAGAUGUGGUUCUGCUGGUUUCGUGGCGCCCGAGGUAUGCCUCGGCACGCCCUACGAUUGCAAAGUGGAUACGUUUGGAGCAGGUGUUAUUCUUUUCUUUUUGCUUAGCAAAGAGCUUCCGUUUAGCAGUCCGGACCGGGACUCUGCUGCCACCAUGAGAAAGACUGUAAAGUGCAGUCUUCACCUUCAGCGUCCUCCCUUCAAUGAGCUUUCAAGCCGUGCAC
Molecule: messenger RNA, 1024 nt
Organism: Cladocopium goreaui
Lineage: Eukaryota; Dinophyceae; Suessiales; Symbiodiniaceae
Source: the annotation of a GenBank genome assembly